AAGAAAAACGAAAAACGAAAAACGAAUGAGGGUUUGGGCUUAACUUGCCAGAGCAGAGAGAGAGAGAGAGAGAGAAGAGAGAGAGAGAGAGACGCUUUCAGAGCAGGUCAUCAAAUUCAAGGCUUGAAUUGGGGUUUUGAUCUCCACUGAUCAAACGAUCUUGCCAUGGCGGCACUUAAGGACCUCCUCCCGCCUGCGAAAUCAACAUCAUCUUCAUUCUAUGACCACUCAAAGGACCCAUGGUUCAAAGAACGCUUCAAUUCCUCUGUGUCCGAUCGUUCUGUCGUCGUCAAAACCAAUCCAGUCCCUCCCUAUGGGAAGCGGUCAGGCUUCAUCCCCCGAAAGCCUGAGGAUUUUGGGGAUGGCGGUGCGUUCCCUGAGAUUCAUGUUGCCCAGUACCCACUUGGAAUGGGCAGGAAGGAUGAGAAGCCCGGAUCGAAAAUCCUUCCCCUCACCGUUGACUCUCAAGGUAACAUUGCCUUUGAUGCGAUCGUUAAGCAGAAUGAGAAUGCAUCGAAGAUUGUGUACUCGCAGCACAGGGACCUCAUCCCGAAAAUGAUAUCUGAAGAAGAGAGCAAAUCUGAAGAGUUAGAGAAGGAGAUCGAGGAGACGACCCAAAGCACAAAGGCUGCUUUGGAGAAAAUUGUCAAUGUCAGAUUGAGUGCGGCGCAGCCGAAGAAUGUUCCAACACAGUCAUCAGAUUCUAAGUUUAUUAAGUACAAGCCUUCGCAGCAGUCGGCAGCAUUCAAUUCAGGUGCGAAGGAGAGGAUUAUACGAAUGGUGGAGAUGCCUGUGGAUCCACUCGAGCCACCCAAGUUCAAGCACAAGCGGGUCCCAAAGGCAUCUGGGUCCCCGCCCGUUCCAGUCAUGCACUCUCCACCUCGUCCAGUUACUGUAAAAGAUCAGCAAGACUGGAAAAUCCCACCGUGCAUCUCGAAUUGGAAGAAUCAGAAAGGUUACACUAUCCCAUUGGAUAAGCGUCUUGCGGCAGACGGAAGGGGUCUUCAGGAUGUUCAGAUCAAUGACAACUUUGCCAAGCUCUCGGAAGCAUUGUAUGUUGCAGAGCAGAAAGCUAGAGAAGCUGUUGCUAUGCGGUCGAAAGUUCAGAGGGAACUGUUGUUGAAGGAGAAGGAUAGGAAGGAACAAGAGUUGCGGGCUCUGGCACAGAAGGCACGGUCAGAAAGAACUGGUGGUGCACCUCCUGCGGCCGUUCCUGUUCCUGCUGAGAAAAGCAUGGCUGAGGGAGGUGAGAUCAGAAUGGAGAAUGAGCGCGUGAAGGAUAUGCCAAGGGAGACAAAGGAGGAAAGGGAAGAGAGGUUGCAGCGUGAAAAAGUUCGUGAGGAGCGACGGCGGGAGAGGGAGAGGGAGAGAAGGUUGGAGGCUAAGGAUGCUGCAAUGGGGAAGAAGAGCAAGAUCACCAGGGAUAGAGAUCGUGAUAUCAGCGAGAAGGUUGCACUUGGGAUGGCUAGUACCGGAGCAGGUCGCACGGGUGAAGUCAUGUAUGACCAGAGGCUGUUUAACCAGGAGAAAGGAAUGGAGUCUGGUUUUACUACGGACGACCAAUACAAUAUAUAUGACAAGGGUCUCUUUACAGCACAAUCAACGUUGUCUAGCCUGUACAGGCCUAAGAAAGAUGCAGAUGCCGAAAUGUAUGGAGGUGCGGAUGAGCAGCUCGAGAAGGUUCUGAAGACAGAUCGGUUCAAGCCUGACAAGGCAUUUGGAGGUGCGUCUGAGAGGACAGGUCCUAGAGAUAGGCCGGUUGAGUUUGACAAACACGUUGAAGAGGCUGAUCCAUUUGGAUUGGACCUGUUCUUGACGGAGGUGAAGAAGGGGGGUAAGAAGGCGAUGGAGAAAAUAGGGAGUGGAGGGACUAUGAAGGCAAGCGCAGGGUCUUCAAUGAGAGAUGGCUAUGAGGGAGGAGGGUCCGGCAGAACUCGAAUUGGGUUUGAAAGGGGGCACUGAAGACAGCUGAGCUGUUCAUUCAGAUAAAAUCCUCUUCCAUGCCUAUCUUAGCUUGCUCUUGCUCUCCUGAUGUCCGAAAUCUGUUGACUAGGUUCGAGGAGGGAAUUUUGCGUUUUCUUUGUAAGAGGUUGUUUUAGGGACUGGCAUGCUGUUCCAUGCCAGUGCCUAUUGCCCUCUACCAGGCAAAUCAGCAAAUCAAUUGGCUCGAUCUUCUGACGUCCAACUAUGCUAAAUGGACCCACCUAUGUAUGUUUUCUUACAUUUGAAAUGAACUUGGUGUGAGUAAGAGUCUGUGGAAUGCUGUAUUCUUACUGUAUUAGCUACAAUGAGAUAUUAAUGGUGGUUUCUUUA
Messenger RNA from Magnolia sinica, 2313 nucleotides. Its product is annotated as SNW/SKI-interacting protein A-like. Gene Ontology annotation, cellular component: spliceosomal complex. Gene Ontology annotation, biological process: mRNA splicing, via spliceosome. The transcript has 2 exons. Bases 166 to 1962 code for a protein of 598 amino acids. Lineage: Eukaryota; Viridiplantae; Streptophyta; Magnoliopsida; Magnoliales; Magnoliaceae. The record is from RefSeq and is a predicted model, not a curated record.